AUGGUGGUGGGAAAAUCUGUUUUAGUUCGCGAAAUGAUGGACAUUUUUCAGCUACCCCAGGGUUGGAGUAUCAAAACUACCGAUGGAAUAUGUUUAACGUGUCUGGAACGUUUGGAAUAUUGCUACCAAUUCUACGCAACGUUACUAACUACAACAACAAAUGUAAGUCAUUUUACCAAUGAUCAGUCACCCGCAGCUGAGGACACCAGUGUAAAAUGUGCGUUCUGUGAUGUUUCGUUUGCUACCAAGCUGGAAUUGGAAAAGCAUUUAAAAAUUCACCAUCCGCAGUCCAAACUUCAAUUCUACUAUUGCCAAGCGUGUAAAACAUCAUUCAAAACCAACCGUGGUCUGCUUCAACAUAGUAAAAUUUACCAUGAUGCUCAGGAAACGUACUGCUGCCACAUUUGCGAACGACAGUUCAUCACCAAAACCAACUAUCUAAACCACCUGCGCCAUCACAAAGAUCGUGUGUGCGGCUUUUGUAACAGCGGUUGGAUCGGAGAAACUAAACUGCUGGAACAUGUGCGUACCACACAUACGGAUCGACUGUUCGUUUGUCGGUUUUGUAACAGAAAAGAAAGGCUGAACAAGUGUCUCAAUCGACAUCUACGUACAGCACAUCAGCAAAAAUCGAAUCCGUAUGUCUGUGGUCACUGUGGGCAUGAUAGUUUUUCAUACGAGACCUACGAAAUGCUAAUGGAUCAUCUACACAAACACCACCGCGAGGACGGCGGGAACGAUCAUGAGAAGGAUACAUACGGGACACUAUUGAAUGAUACCUUGUUCGGGAAAGAGCUCGAGCUACAAGACAUGGGUAUGAUCGGUAAAGAACAGGAGCAAUUUUUACACCAUUUUAGUUUGAUUAGAAGCGCGCAUGAAAAAAAGGAGUUGGCACGGCCGUUGGAACCACGGAUCGAUCAAAGGAUGAUUCUAGAGGAUUUUCUUGAUGAGGCGUUCGAGAAUGACGAAAUCUGGAAUAAGUACAUCGAAAACGGGGAGGAAUAUUUGAUCGAUGAUUACGAUAUUUAUUUGAAGGGAAUCGAAAGCAGCACGGAGCAGGAAUCGUGCAUGUACUCAUGCCCACAAUGUCAACGAGGGUUUGAAAAGCAAAACCAUCUAAUUGUUCAUCUUGCCGAGGACCAUGAUGUUCCCAGCCUGGUGUGUAACGAUUGUGGAGGUAGCUUUACUCGCUUAGCAGACUAUCGAACGCAUCGUCGGGAGCAUCUGAAAGACAAUGUCCGUUUUCGCGAAAUGGAAGAAGCUCUGUCACUCGUACAAAGCACAUCCCGGGACUACUCGGUGCACGAGGAAGAUAGUGGUUGCAUUUUCACGUGCAAUUUGUGCGACCGUACCUUCCAACGGAAGCACAAUCUUGAAAAGCACAGAUGUCGGUUUUACUUCCAAACUACAUCACCCACUGAAAUUGACGUACAUCAACGUACACAUCGAUCGAACAUUGAAGCACCGGAUGCGAAGCAGGAAGUGGUCUUCUGUAUGCUUUGCGAUCGUCGAUUUAGCUCUACCUCCGGUCUGAAAUAUCAUCUAAAGCGACACACGGGCAAUAAGGCGUUUGCGUGUUUGUACUGCGAAAAAAGGUUUACAGCCAACUCGAACCUAAAUGCGCACAUUCGAAAUGUGCAUAGCAAGAGGAAGAAUUUCCGUUGCACCGAGUGCAACAAAUCGUUCACCACGAAAGAUCAUCUUAACAAGCAUCAACGAUCUCGGCAUCGCCAGGAGCGUGCUUUCGUUUGUGGCGAAUGUGAUAAGAGCUACUUGCAAAAAUCGCAUCUGAACGAGCAUGUAGCAGCGUGCCACCGGGAAGAUCGUUACUUGUGCAACGUGUGCAACGGUUCAUAUGUUAGUAAAAGUUCAUUGAAACGGCAUCAACAGAGUAAGCAUCACAUCGCGCUAGAAGAAAACACAUGA
Anopheles marshallii is the source of this 1926-nucleotide messenger RNA. Its product is annotated as PR domain zinc finger protein 5-like. Gene Ontology annotation, molecular function: recombination hotspot binding; histone H3K4 methyltransferase activity; histone H3K36 methyltransferase activity. Bases 1 to 1926 code for a protein of 641 amino acids. The transcript has 3 exons. The record is from RefSeq and is a predicted model, not a curated record. Gene Ontology annotation, cellular component: nucleus. Gene Ontology annotation, biological process: positive regulation of reciprocal meiotic recombination. NCBI's taxonomy places the organism in Eukaryota, Metazoa, Arthropoda, Insecta, Diptera, Culicidae.